Molecule: messenger RNA, 9217 nt
Organism: Lymnaea stagnalis (great pond snail)
Lineage: Eukaryota; Metazoa; Mollusca; Gastropoda; Lymnaeidae
Source: the annotation of a GenBank genome assembly
CAAUUCAGACAAUGGCAUCAGAGAUUAUGAAAAUAAGCUGUUUGUGCAAAAGGCUUGUCCUCAACUCCAGGUGUCUGAUCUUGACGCGGCAAGCAUUCAGAUCAAUCAGGUCAGGCCAUACACCGAAAGAUCCAUCCCCAGGGGAUUCCACAACGGUCAGCGCUAAGUGGGUCAACUGUAAAGCACGCACAUUUACUACAAGCACCGCUGACUGGUACAGAGUCAAGGGAGAUAAUAAGUCCAGGAGAGCCUCUACGUCAUCCCGCCGGGCGCCCAACUCCAAAGCUGGUGAAAGGAAAUCAACGGGAAACCCGAAACGCUGCCGGCCGACAUCUUCGAGACAAGUGAAGAGAGAGCAAAAAAAGAUACGGAAGGGACCCGCGACGCCGAGCUCUGUGGAGUGCUCAUCAUCAGAUGAUUUGAAUGCUGGGAAGAACACGUUCGGAAAAAGGAUGACCUCGCUGUUGUCGUGUGCCGCUGGACGUGAGGCCAUGAGAACCGGUACAAUGAGACACAUCGGAGACAAUAAAGGUCUUGGACCAUUAGCGGGACUCAAUUUGUGGAGAAGGGCAUUCUUUGUCAGGUGGAUCACCGGUCAACCGUACAGAGGUCCAAUUAGCGAGCUCGUAGUGUUCCAGUAUUACGUCACCAUGCAGAGCUUCAGACAACUGUUGUAAAGCAGUUGUAACCAAUCGAUGUAGAAGGGGAAACAAAGUAACCAAAAAAAAGUAUACAUAUUAAUGGCAGAGUAAUUGAGCUUGGACAAUAGCCAGUCAAUUUUUAGCGCUCAUAAUAGACAUACAUGCAAAUCAUACAGACUGACAAUGAUAGUGUUGAAUCUUCAGUAAUCAAAUGUACAUAUCUAAGACUACAAUUGUGGUAACAAGAGUACUUUUAUCAUCGCAUUUUUUUCUUAAUAUAUCUGUCGAUGAGCAUACAUGGUCGACGAAGAGUUACCAUGUAGUUUUCAGCUGAUGUUAACAUGUUCAAGCUGAAAAGUUCUUAGAAACAAAGAUAACUAAAAAAAAGGAGAUAAAAUGAUAUUUGGUCAGACUUCAUGCUUUGCUCACCUGGUCAGACUUCAUGCUUUGCUUAAAACUCCAAAAUGUAUGUUGGCUCACCUGCUGUCUUCUCUGACACCAACAGGAACCAUCGGAAAUAAGACCUGGGUAUAUGUAGCAGAACUAUUCACCGAGGCCUGCAAGAAGAAAAUUUACAAAAAACAUUUAAUUACAAUGCGAAUGUUUAAAAUUAACAUCUUGCAAUAAAUAAGCCCUUUCACUUGAAAAUGACAACAAUUGGAGUACACAAGGACACACCAUGGAGAGUCGGUGCUCUGCGUAUGCCCAGCUACAAUUACCAGUACGCGGCCUUCAAGCAAGCACAGCUCUGUGAUCAUGUCAACGUGUACACGGCCAAGACAUCGCCAAUAUUCCGAAGUGCAGACGAGGAUAGAAAACGGAGGUAAUAACAAUAUGAAAUUGUUGAUCUUGUGUGCAUAAAUUGUGGUCUGUGUACGUAAAUUGUUGGUCUGGUGUACAAAUUAUUGUUGUUCUAAUUCACUAAUUAUUGUUCAAUUUAUCUUCGCGAUGAACAUUAAUCAGAUGAGUCUGACUGUGUCACUUUCAUUCAGAUCAUUUCCUCGUGCAGCUCGUGGUGGUGGCCUUGCUGACAUCAAUAAGGACACGUUGUCCCGUUAUCUGGCCUUUGUCACAGACUUUCCAUUUGCUCACACAUCGUUUGAAACAGUUCAACUUACCUUGUCGGUGCCCCAGCAGACUGUUAUUUUUAUGUACAUUUAUUGCAUCUGCCUUAGCAGGAAAAAUGAACUUACUGACGCUAUUUCUUCGUGAUUCCCAGAUUGUUUCAUUGCAACACAUUGACUACCACUUAUAUUGUAUUAGGCGAUAUGAACUUUAACCUCCACAAGCUCCAGAACCCCUCUACUGCUAAGAUGAUGGAUCUUUUGGACUUAUUUAGUCUUCAGCAAUCAGUCGACCAACCGACUCAUAAUCGUGGACAUUUUAUUGAUUGGGUGCUACAUAGGCCUAAGGAUGGUGUAAUUACCUCUACUUCAGUUACUCAAGGUCUGUCCUCAGACGACUUCUGUUUUGUUAGAGAGCUUAGCGUUAGUGUCCCCUCUCCUCCCCUCAGUUCAGGGUGAUCCACAGUGUGCGUGCUAUAAAUAGGGAUGCCUUUAAGCACAAUCUGAGUUUAGAGGUGUCCCCCGCCUUCUGCUCUACUUUGGAAACCCUAGACAGUGCCUUGCACGCUGUGCUUGACCGGCAAACCCUUAUUACCGGCCAAAUUGUUAGGUCAGCACGGUCAGCUCACCUGGUAUGCGACCAUCAGAGAAGAACUACGCAGUGUCAAGAAAGAGGCGCCACUGAGGAAAGGAAGUGGUUGAGUUCAGGCCUUGCUGUUUAUAAGCAGAUCUUUUCCGCUGCCAAGAAGCGGGUGACUGAGAUUUGUUAUCAAGUCUUUGUAUUUCAGCACUAUGAUCAUUAUGGGUAAAACCAGCAGGCAGUUGUUUGACGUCUGUAGCCAACUCACAGGAAGAAACACAAAGUAACCGUUUUCCGUCAGUCUAUCUAUUGCCUGAGCAACCAGAUAUUUUUUGUUAUUUUUUACACGCAAAGUAGCAGAAACUCAUGCUGAGCUUGAUCUUCUUGACGUAUCACCCCUUGAACUGCCUCCUUCUUCUGGCGUUAGUUCACAUUUCGAUGUUUUUUAAACCUGUUUCAGAACAAGAGGUCAAAUGUAUUAUUCUAAAACCUAAACCUACCUCAUGUUCUCUCGACCCCAUUCCCACUCCACUGUUGGUUGAGUCAUUGGAUCCAUUGCCCCAACGAUAACCCAUAUAGUCAAAAGAGCUUGUCUGCUGGCAUUGUUUCCUCUCUUUGUAAGACAGCUGUCAUCAAACGAUUACUUAAGAAGUCUGGUCUUGAUCAAAAUAGUUUUAAAAACUAUAGACCUGUAUCUAAUUUAUAAUUUUUAUCUAAAGUCAUUGAAAAACUAGCUCUAAAUUAACUUUGUACUUGCUUGAAUGACCACUCUCUUCUCAGUACUAAUCAGUCGGCCUAUAGAACUUUUUGCAGCACAGAGACAGCUCUCUUGAGAGUCAGUACUGACCUCUUGCUUGCACUGAACAACAAUGAUGUCUCCACCCUGAUCCUCUUAGAUCUCAGUGUGGCCUUUGAAACCGUUGAACAUCAAACCGUUUUCAAAACCCUUGAGAAUUAUUUAGGCAUUGUUGGCUCAGUUUUUAUUUGGUUUCAGUCCUACCUCUCCUAUAGAACGCAGGCAGUCGUCGUUGAUGGCUGUCUCUUCAGUUUUGCUAACUUGGUGUACGGAUUGCCACAGGGGUCCGUUUUGGUCCUGUACUAUUAACAAUGGGAACCAGGCCACUUCACCUCCUCCUCGGAAGGCAUGCUGUUAAGAGCCAAUCAUUCGCAGAUGACAUGCAGCUAUACAAGCAUACUUAUCCAUCUCUUGUCAAAUCCGCUAUCUACACCUUGCAGGAGUGCAUUGAUGAUGUCAAAUCAUGGAGGACUCUCAGCAAGUUGAAGCUGAACGAUGACAAAACGGAAGCACUCCUCAUUCACAAUCAUAAAUCAUCCUCUAAUUCAGCUCUCCUCACCUCGUUUCAAGUAGGUAGCUCCGAUAUAGAGUUCACAUCCUCUGAUAGGAAUCUUGGUUACAUUCUUUCUGAUAACAUAUAUCUCAAUAAUCAUACUUCUCACAAAUGUCACCCUGCGUACACCGCUAUCCGUCAGAUCAGCUCCAUCCGCCACUACCUCAUCAACAAAAACCCUAGUAUGUGCUCUUGUUCUCUCUCGUUUUGACUAUUGUAGCUCUCAUCUGUCAGCGUCACCAAAAAAUUUCAUUGAAAAACUGUAGAAAUUUAAAAACUCAGCUGCUAGGUUAGUUCUAAAGGCACAAACACGCGUAUUCUUUCUGUUCCCAGGACACGCACUGAAACAUGUGGUGAACAAUCGUUCUCUUUUUGCAUCCUAAAGCAAUUGAAUUCUCUCCCAUUACACAUCCGCAAUAUAAAGACCAUCACACCCUUCAAAACUCCCAACUUUUUUUUCCCUUUCCAAACAGAUUUCGUGAAUGUCUUCGACGGGAAGCUGCUGUCGCAUCUGGGGCAGCAAACUUCGAGGUGAAAAUUUGGGAUUUGAUGUCAUCCAACAGCAAGGCACAAGGUAUGAGCUGACAGUAUUAAAUGAAAAAAACUAACAAGCCUUUAAUAUCAGCUUUCCCACACUUUCUUUAUCCUACACACUUUACGCAAUGUUUCCCCAUUCGUUUGGAGCCUCUUACUAAAGUAAAACUCAAUUUUAAUAGAGGAGGAAAUAGAUUUUAAUAGAGGAGGAAAUAGAUUUUAAUAGAGGAGGAAAUAGAUUUUAAUAGAGGAGGAAAUAGAUUUUAAUAGAGGAGGAAAUAGAUUUUAAUAGAGGAGGAAAUAGAUUUUAAUAGAGGAGGAAAUAGAUUUUAAUAGAGGAGGAAAUAGAUUUUAAUAGAGGAGGAAAUAGAUUUUAAUAGAGGAGGAAAUAGAUUUUAAUAGAGGAGGAAAUAGAUUUUAAUAGAGGAGGAAAUAGAUUUCUAAAUAUUAAAUGAAUAACAGAAGUAACGGUAAACUAAAAAAAAUUUAAAGAACAAAUUGGACUCAAGGGCUCCUAAAAUAGGAGCCAAGGGCUCUUGUGUUCUUGUAAUCAGUUUUUCAAUUUGGGAACCCCCGUUUUCCUUUUAUAUUAAAUAAGAAUUAAGUUUUAGAUGAAAUAAUCAGCAUUCAUUUUUAUUAAGUAAAAGCAUCUCAUUAAGAUCUUAAACAGGGUUUUUUGUUGUACCGUACAAAUGAAGUUAAAUGUUACGGAAAAGUAAAAAGUUAUCUUCUGUGUAAAAAGUUAGUCCGUAUGUGUCUAUCUGCCAGCUUGUUACAUUUAUCGAAAUAUUAUUUUAUUCGUAUACUUACUAGUAUAAAUGACCCCAUGAUAAACGACCGGCCCACCUAGGACGGCAGGUCUCGUAAGAUUUUAAUGGAUGUCAGCUGUCGUUAACAGCUACGCCCAAAACCCCAUUAAUCAUGCUUAGCCUGUCCAUUUGGCAAAUGAAGUGACUGGUUUCCUCCUUAAGGAUUCGUCCCUUAUCGGGAAACUUUCUUAAAUUGUGGCUUUCUGGAUAUCUUGCUAGCACGCUCAUUACAAGCUGGCCUCCGUGAUGUAUAUUGCUGAUAAAAAUAUAUCAUGGCCUUGGAGAUUAGAGAUUAAGAAUUAUAGUUUGCAUGCUCUAUUUUUAACUAACAAUUAAUCAGGACUCAUCAUUCCAAACAGUUGAAACCCUCGUUCUGCCGCCGGCUGUUGCAGCAGUUCCUGAACCCGACCUUCUCGUUCGGGUGAGGAUCGGUGCCAAGGACUACGCAAGAUGGCGUUUCGAGACCACCCCGGUAGUGACGACACAGGCGCGUGCGGAGUGGAAUCAUUUCCUCAACAGAUGUCCCGAGAGAUUUGAUAUUUCACUUCCUGUGGAGAGUCCUGGCACCAAGGUAAAUGUUUGUUAUCGGUGUUGGUGCGUGUGUGUUUAUGGAGAGCUCUAAUAUCAACUUGGGGAUAUACAAGAUCACACAUAAAUCUUACAAAACUCUAUUCGACUGAAAUCUUAAAAUAUGCCAUGUUUUAAGUUCCAAUUAAAAAAAAUAAAUCCAAGUUAUAUAUGAGGCUCCAGAGGCACAAUUGUAUUAAUUGUUAAGUCGUUUAAAAAUAGUUUUUUCAAUAGUUAGUGUUUUCAUGCUUUCCAGAACUGCCCAGAACGCACUUAUAGGGUGGGAAGCGCAUGGGUCCCGUAUAAUCACGGCAAGAUUUAAGACCAAAAAACGAAAAAUCAAUAUGGACAUCCUACAGGUGUACGCUCCUACCAACGAUAGUAAAGAAGUGGACAAAGAGGAUUUCUACAACAGACUGCGAACCCUUGUCCAAAUGUGCCCUAAGAGCAAUAUGGUUAUACUCAUGGGCGACCUAAAUGCGAAAAUAGGCAGCAACAAUAAAGGCUAUGAAGAAUGCAUGGGAACACAUGGUAUGGGAGAGAUGAAUGAAAAUGGUGAAAGACUAGCAGAUCUAUGUGCUACAAUUGGACUAGUCAUCGGAGGAAGCCUCUUCAUGCAUAGAAAUAUCCACAAGGCGACAUGGAUUUCACCAGAUAUGUCAACGGCUAACCAAAUUGACCAUUUCUGUAUUUGCAAUAAGUUUAGACGGUCGCUCCAAGAUGUUAGGGUAAAAAGAGGGGCAGAUGUAGCCUCAGACCAUCAUCUAAUUAUUGCCAAAUUAAGGCUGAAACUGAAAAAGAACUGGACAAGCGAGGGAAGCAAGCGCCAACAUUUUAACAUCAACCUCUUGAAAGAUGAGUCCAAGCUAAAGGAGUUUAAACUUACCAUCUCCAAUAAGUUCCAGAUCUUACAGGAACUAGGCAAUGAAGAAACAAUUGACAAAAACUGGAAAGAAAUCAAAGAGAUAUUCACGACUACCUGUGAAGAAGUGUUGGGCCCUAGGCAACAAACGCAUAAAGAAUGGAUUUCUGCUGAAACCAUGGAAAAAAUCCAAUAUAGGAGAAAGAAGAAGGCAAAUCUAAACAAUAGCCGCACCAGAACCGAAAAGGCCAGAGCAUCAACAGAAUACUCAGAAGCAAAUAAAGAAGUUAAACGUAGUAUAAGGACAGAUAAAAAGAACUACAUAGAAGGAUUAGCAAGUGAAGCAGAGGAGGCUGCGUACCAUGGAAACACAAGAGAAUUAUUCAGUACAAUCAAAAAGUUAUCUGGAAAGUUCAACAAUCCAGUGAGACCAGUUAAAACUAAAGAUGGGAAAUCAAUACCUGAUGAAGAGGGUCAGAAAAAAAGAUGGAUAGAACAUUUUGAAGAACUCCUCAACCGGCCAGCACCACAACACACACUCAACAUAGAGCCAGCGGAAAAAGAUCUAGAAAUAGAGUGCAGCACACCCACAAAGCAAGAAAUAUGCAGAGCAAUUAAACAACUAAAGAAAGGCAAGGCGGCAGGUCCUGACAGAAUACCGACAGAAGCCUUGACAGCAGAUAUUACGUCUAGCACUGAAAUGCUACACACACUAUUCAAGAAAAUAUGGGAGGAGGAACAGAUACCGGCUGAAUGGAAAGAAGGACACCUCGUUAAGCUCCCGAAGAAAGGAGACCUUAGUUCUUGUUCUAACUAUAGGGGAAUAACCCUGCUGUCGAUCCCAAGCAAAGUAUUCAACAGAAUGCUGCUAAACAGAAUGAGGGAGGCAAUAGACAUCAAUCUUAGGGACCAACAAGCAGGGUUCAGAAAAGACAGAUCCUGCACAGACCAGAUUGCCACACUGAGAAUUAUUGUGGAACAAUCUCUGGAGUGGAACUCGUCACUAUACGUCAACUUCAUUGACUAUGAGAAGGCUUUUGACAGUGUCGACAGACAGACUCUGUGGAAGCUGCUUAGACACUACGGGGUACCACAAAAAUUGACAGACAUAAUUAAGGCUUCUUACGAAGGACUAUCCUGCAGAAUUGUCCACGGCCAACAAACAACGGCGGCUUUUGAGGUACAGACCGGUGUCAGACAGGGGUGUCUGCUCUCGCCUUUCCUAUUCCUGCUGACCAUUGAUUGGAUAAUGAAAAUGUCUACAGAGCAGAAGAGAAAUGGUAUUCAGUGGACACUAUGGAAACAACUUGAUGACCUGGAUUUUGCGGAUGAUCUGGCCCUAGUAUCACACACACAGCAACAGAUGCAAGAGAAAACCAAUUAUGUAGCACAGUACUCUGCUUGCAUCGGCCUGAACAUCCACAGAGGAAAAAGCAAAGUCCUUAAAAUAAAUACAUCAAGCAACACACCUAUAGCACUGGAAGGAACAAACCUUGAGGAGGUGGAUAGCUUUACAUACCUCGGCAGCAUCAUUGACAUACAAGGAGGGACAGACGCCGACAUAAGAGUGAGAGUUGGUAAGGCAAGAGCGGCAUUUAACCAGCUAAAAAAGGUCUGGAGCUGCAGCAAUUUGACCCUCCAGACCAAGGUCAAGGUAUUCAACACCACAGUGAAACCUGUCUUGCUAUAUGGGGCAGAAACAUGGCGAACAACAGCAGCUGGUUCAAAAAAGCUACAGACCUUUAUCAACUCAUGUCUCCGAACGAUUUUACGAAUCCGCUGGCCCACCGUCAUCACCAACGAGGAUCUCUGGCGGCGCACACAACAAGAACCAGUGGAAGAGUUAAUCUGCCAGCGCAGAUGGAGAUGGAUUGGCCACACCCUCAGAAAGCCCGCAUCAAGUAUCACGAGACAAGCCCUGACUUGGAACCCCCAGGGUAAGAGAAAAAGAGGUCGACCCAAAACAACUUGGAGAAGGGAACUGGAGGCAGACAUCAAAAAGAGUGGGCACAACUGGGGACAGUUGGAGAGACUUGCCCAAGACCGGGAUGCCUGGAGAGCCUUUGUUUGUGGCCUAUGCCCCAGACGGGACGACAGGCGAUGAUGAUGAUGAUGAGUGUUUUCUAUAAAUGCAGAUAUAUAUCGAUAUAGUAUUUCAUGUAGCUACUUAUCAGAACAAGAAACAAUCUAACAUUGAAUCAGGCCAGAUCUGACUUUAAUUAAUUAAAUCUGUGUAUUGGUAACUAGUAUUGUAGUUCAGUUUCUGUGUGUGUUUUUUCAUGACAAUACCACCAUCAAGACUCUAUUGAAACAUAGCUAUAAAUAUAGGUCACAUACUCCACAAUAUUCUCAAUUCACAAACCAAUUUCAUUCUGAUCAAUCACAAUAAAUUUUAACGUUUAAAUGAAACAUGGGACUGAGGUCCGAACCCUAAAACUUUCACUGUCUACUCCACAGCCCUAUUAUGACGGUGGCUACGCACUGCGUUACCUAUGUCCUCACCUGACGAGAGGUCUAGGAUUGGAACUUUGGUCGACCACGCAGUUUGGGUACAUACAAGGCCCAGUAGACAUAAGCCCGUUCAGAGAGAUCCAGGUCCAUAAUGCGUUGGCAGACAGCAGAGCUAGGAUCGCAUGAUUAAAUGCUAUAAUGCCCAGAGAGAUCAGAGUCCAGAAUGAGACUAAUGAGACAGCAGUGAUGUCAGAAAAACAACACUACAUUCCAAGACAGCAGCAAGGGGAACAACCAAUCAAAUGUUUUAAACACGAUAUCUGGGAACGCUCUUCCACAAUUAAAAGACACAAUUGUUCA